Messenger RNA from Alosa sapidissima (American shad), 5959 nucleotides. RefSeq names its product glutamate receptor, ionotropic, delta 2 (Grid2) interacting protein, b (gene grid2ipb). Bases 271 to 4653 code for a protein of 1460 amino acids. Gene Ontology annotation, molecular function: protein binding. The transcript has 23 exons. The record is from RefSeq and is a predicted model, not a curated record. NCBI's taxonomy places the organism in Eukaryota, Metazoa, Chordata, Actinopteri, Clupeiformes, Clupeidae.
GCAGAGUCAACUUUGCCGGCAAGGGCACUUUGGUCCCGUGCGCGUACCACCACCAUCAUCCCCGGCUCGCGCGUUCGAGGUUGCAAUGCUCCUGAGGGCCGUCUCUGUGUGGGAUGACAGGACAUUUUAAAGUCACAGUCCUGCGGCGCGCUAAGGAAGAGGCGAAGACGCUGUGGGGUGCGCUGUAGACGCGCAGAGAGGGGAUUUUUGGUUUGGACAUUGCUGUUGAGACCAUACAUUUUGACCGCUGUCCAGCAGAAUUGAGUCACAAUGAAGAAAUUCCUGCAGAACAAGAAGGGACGGUACUCCUUGCGCCAGGGAAAGUCAGUCUCUCGGCAGUCCUCUAAAGAUUUCUUCCUCACUAUGCCGGCAUCCAACCAGGGCUGGCCAGAGGAGUUUGGUUUCCAGCUGGGGGGCAAUGGCCCCAGCUACAUUGUGUCCGUGGAGGAGGGCAGCAGUGCCAUGCUGUCAGGCCUGCAGCCUGGAGACCAGGUGCUGGAGAUCGAGGGUCAAGACGUGUCCACCCUCAGCGCCCAGGAGCUCAUUGCCCUGGCCCAGUCACAGAAGAACAUCCCCCCCAGCAUCGGGGUGGUCUCACGCAUCCAUCAGAUGGACAUCACCCCAGGCCCUGAUGGCCGAUUUGGCUUCACCAUUGUAGGAGACUGCCCCCUCCUGGUGGAGGACUGCUCCCCAUUCUCGCCGGCGGGUCGCAACGGGCUGCGGGCGGGCGACUACGUCAUGGAGGUGAAUGGCAUCCCGGUGAAGGACCACGAGACGGCGGCGGCUCUGAUCAAGGCGUCGCAGGGCCGCACGCUGCGCCUGGGGGUGCUCUGCAUGGGCAGCCGCCAGAAGCGCCACAGCAGCAGCAUCGACGACUCGCAGCCGGGCAGCGACGGACUCCGGCUGGACCGCAAGCACAAGGCCCUGGAGUUCAACAAGAGGAUUGACCAAGUGCUUGGUGACGAGCCCGAGGUGAAGGAGAAACUGUUUGCUGUUCUGAAGCAGUACGCUGCGGAGAGGAAAGUGGAUUGGCUGGCCUCCGUCCUCCCUGACAUUUUGACCAAUGAGGAGCAUCAGAAGCUCAUUGCUAACAUCAGGAUCUUCAUUCCCAAGAAGCACCGGCAGCGCUUCGACGAGGCCGUGUCGCGGAGCCUGAUCGAGCGCGUGUGCCGGCCGCCGGGGAAGGGCGGCGAGGCGGGCGGCCGAGGACGGCUCCGCCGCAGCCGCAGCCAGGAGCACCACGAGCGGCAGCACGGCUCCAAGCGCACCAGCUCCGUGCCCCGAGACCCCACCGAGAACGGCUUGCGCAAGAGUGCCACCGCCAACAUCCCCACCCUGCCCAACCAGAGGACGUUGAGGGUUAACAGGGGAAAGAAGAGCUUUGGCUUCACCCUCCGGGGUCAUGCACCUGUGUGCAUCGACUCUGUGAUUCCAGACAGUCCAGCGGAGGACUGUGGUCUCAAGCCAGGAGAUCGAAUUCUGUUUCUCAAUGGCCUGGACAUGAGGAACUGCUCCCACGACAAGGUGGUGUCCAUGCUCCAGGGCAGUGGCGCCAAUCCCACACUGGUGGUGGAGGAGGGCCCGGCCUCAUACUCGCCGUCCGACUCGGAGGAGGCUGACCAGUCGCCCCCGCCGCCGCUGCCCCAGUCACGCUCGUCCGCCCUCAGCUCGCUGCAGUGGGUGGCCGAGAUCCUGCCACCCAGUAUCCGCGUCCACGGCCGCACCUUCAGCCAGACCCUGGAGCACGUGCUGACCGGGCAGGAACGCUACAGCAUCUGCAAGUCCCUGGAGACCUUCUUUCAGCACAGGAAUGUGGACACGCUGAUCGUGGACAUCUAUCCUGUGCUGGACACGCCGGCCAAGCAGGUGAUCUGGCAGUUCAUCUACCAGCUGCUGACCUACGAGGAGCAGGAGCACUGCCAGAGCAAGAUCUCCCGCUUCCUGGGCUUCAAGUCGGCAGAGCCAGAGCUGGGCCCCGAGAGCCACCGGCGGAGCAGCUCCAUGCGGGUGACGGGGACGUCGCACCGGAACAGCGUGCGAGAGCGCAGCUCCGACGACUGCAUCAUCGGCACUCACCUGGGAAUGGGGAUGUACACUGAGCCGGGGGCCAGGCCCACGCCGGAGGAGAGGCAGUGCGGAGACGGCACCUCCUUCCCCGAGUCGCCCAGCAUGAACCAUCAUAUGUCAGGAGUGUACACCGAGCUGGAGGGUGUGUACACAGGAAAGAGUGCAACAUCCUUCCAGGGUCACUCAUCCCCAGCCAACAACGGCGGGCAACCAGAGGGCCAAACACACCCCCGCUCGUCCUUCUCCUCAGGGACCCGAAAGUCUGGCCUGUCUCUGUCAUGGAAGGAACCCAACUCCCAUUUCGAGUUCUACCCCACUUCGGCCGAACCUUCGCCGGGCAGCGUGGAGUCCAACCCUUACGUGACCCUGGACAGCCCGCUGCCCUCGCCCAACUUCCCUUCGCUGGCUGCCGACGACGGGCUGCCCAGUCCGCUGUCACGGCGCCGCAAGCUCUUCACCUUCUCCCGGCCGCCCCGCAGUCGCGACACCGACAAGUUCCUGGACGCCCUCAGCGAGCAGCUCGGCCACCGCGUCACCAUCAUCGACGACUUUGUGGGCGGAGAGAACGACUAUGAGGAGGCAUGUGUCUCACGUGUACACACUCACACAUACAAACACAAACAGAUGAGUUUCCAGGACGAGCAGGAGGCGAACGCGUUGCGCCGGCAACUGAGCAGUGCCAGCAGCGACAUGCACAGCAGCAGUGACGACACCAACUCCCUCACCUACUCGUCCGGCUCUGACCACAUCCCACCGCCGCCCCAAAGCCCCCCGCCCCCGCCUCCCCCCAUCCAGUUCACUGACCCCCCGCUGCCCAUCGCGUUGCCCCCCGAGCCGCUGCCCCAGCCGCCGCUGGCCUUCCAGCACCACCCCAUCAUCCCGGUUCCGCCCCCGCCUCCCCCGUGUCCGUUCCUGGCCGGCCGGCCGCCGCUCAACAAGGUGCUGCCCACCAGGGAGGACCUGCAGGAUCGCCGCCGUCACCACCACCACCACCACCAAAACCAGCUACGCCACCAGCACUCCCAGCAGCAGCAGCAGCAGUCCCAGUCUAACCCAGGGGCGCACACCUCCCCCCAGCCCCGAUCCCACGCCUCCAGCCACCAGCUCCAUCACCCGCACCACCGGAGCCAGACGGCCAUGUUCCCUUCGCCCCAGAGCUCCCCCCAGCCGCCGCGCGCCGCGCAGCCUGCGCAGCCCCACGCGCCGCACCCCAUCCUCCCCAACCAGCCCCAGCUCUCGUCCUUCCUCGCCCGGCAGAGCAGCAGCCCCUCGGCCAGGCCCCAGCAGCCGCACGCCGCCCUGCCCACCAGCCAGACCUACGAGAGCGCCCUCAACCAGAAGGUGCCCCCGCCACCCCCACCGCCGCUGCCCCCCUGCGAGCCUCCGCCCCUGCCCAAGCCCUCCCCGAGCGCCAGCGACUCCAAUCAUAUGAGCGUGAAGAGGCUGCGCUGGGAGCAGGUGGAGAACUCCGAGGGCACGAUCUGGGGACAGCUUGGGGAAGACCCAGAUUAUGAUAAACUCAGUGACAUGGUGAAGUACCUCGAUUUGGAGUUGCACUUUGGUACACAGAGGAGUUCCAAACCCACCUUCCUCCCCGAGAGCUUUAAAAAGAAAGACGUGAUCGAGAUCCUCUCCCACAAGAAGGCCUACAACGCUUCCAUCCUGAUAGCGCAUUUGAAGCUGUCCCCUGCUGAGCUGCGACAGGUCCUCAUGACCAUGAGCACCGAGCACCGCCUGGAGCCGGCUCACAUCAGACAGCUGCUGCUCUACGCCCCCGACGACGAGGAGGUCAAGCAGUAUGAACGGUUUGACCAGGACCUCACCAAACUCAGCGAGCCAGAUCAAUUUGUCCUCCAGAUGUUAUUGGUGCCUGAGUAUAAGACCAGGCUGCGUAGUCUCCAUUUUAAGACCACUCUCCAGGAGAAGGUGGAGGAAAUGAGAGCUGGCUACGAGUGCAUCUACAAAGCCUCCCUGGAGCUUAAGAGUAGCAAGAAGCUGGCAAAGAUCCUGGAGUUUGUGUUGGCAAUGGGGAAUUACCUGAACAAUGGUCAACCUAAAACAAAUAGAACAACUGGAUUUAAAAUUAACUUCCUCACUGAGCUCAGCACAACAAAGACUGUUGAUGGAAAGUCAACGUUUCUCCACAUUCUUGCCAAAUCACUAUGCCAACAUUUCCCAGAGCUUCUCAACUUUGCCAGGGACCUUACAACCGUGCCACUUGCUGCUAAAGUCAACCAGAGAACCAUCACUACAGACCUCACAGACCUCCACUCAACCAUUGAAGACAUCCGGACUGCCUGUCUAAAGAUCCCACCCACAGCCGAGGAUCGCUUUGCAGUCGUCAUGAGUAGCUUCUUGGAGAACAGCCACCCGGCAGUGCAGUCCUUAGAUUCACUCCAGCAGAGGGCCAUCGAGGAGUUCAGCAAGGUGGCGUCCUUCUUCGGUGAGGAUGGCAAGGCCACCACCACUGAGGCCUUCUUCGGCAUCUUUGCAGAGUUCACCUCCAAGUUUGAGCGUGCGUUACAUGAAACCCAGGCCACUGAAAACCCACGAAGCCCACGCAUGACCUCUCCUCUUGCUUGGUGAGAAGCAGACAUAUCAAUGAUUCUUGACCAAUGUGCCAACAGCUCGAAUAGCGAAGACCGUGGAGAGGGAACACAUUCCAAACAUUGUAUGGAAUUUGUUCAGGCAGUAUGGCCAAACUUAAUCAAGGGUAAAGUUUUAUGUGAGCUCUAUUGCCUGAUUCAGACUGAUUCAGACUUUUACUUAAAAUGUCAUAGUUAAUACCAGAUGUUCAGGAGAUAUAAAUAUAUAUAUAUUUAUUUAUAUAGUGUUUGAUCAUAUUUGACAGUGGAAUUGUGCAGCAUGUGUAUGGACCUAACAAAGAUUUCUGAAUGCCAGUGGCAAAGAAUGUACCCAGAGUAUAUAUUAUGUUUAGUUUGGUAAGAAUGAUGUUCUGAUAUAUGUGGCCAGGAUCUGUUUUGUUUACUGCCCCCCUCGCAUCCAUGGUUUCAGUAGUGAAAUAGACAUUACAGUCAUGCAGCAAAAGAACUUGUACAUGGUAAAGAAGAUAAAUACAUGCUAUGUUAAUGGAUCACAUGCAAAUUCCAAAAUGAUCAUGAUUUUACAAAAGAUUCAGUAUUGAAAUGCUACAUGUCCUGACGUUAUAGUAAUACAGUGUAGUUUAAUUUAUGUGGCAUUUGGCAAUUUCAAAAUAUGUUCUAAUCUGGAUUUUUGCUAGUUCAUUUAUUAUUACAUACCCACCAUAUUUAAGACCAGUGAGUAGCCUAGCAUGUGGCAUAGGGAACAGUUUGUGUGUUUCAGUCCUCUCAAAGCUGAGUAUUGACUAAAAGAACAAGAUAUUCUGGCACUGUUGGAAUAAUUAUUUGUAAAGCAGUCACUGUCGUGUUUUUUUCUCAGUCUUAUUAUGUAUUUUUGUACAGUCAUUACUUUAAUUUGAUUAAUGGUGGAGUCAAUAUGUUAUUGUCUCCUUGAUAAGAGCAGAAUCAGAACAUAUUUAUGUUUAUUGUUUUGAAUACAUAUGAAGUGUUUUUUGUUCUGUCUUUCUUUUGUCUUCCCCCCUUCAGCUGUGUAGCUUGGUUCAUUUUAGGCCUUAUAGCUGAAUGUAAACCAAAAAUCUCAAAACAGCCCCACAUAUUCUGUCACAGAUUCAUUAUAACUUUAGCUUGUGACAAAAUAGCCUAAUUGGCUGCUGUGAUGUCAAUACCCUUUAUUUAUUUGUGUCUAAUUAUGUAAUUUAUAUGUUUUUAUGUUAUAAUGUAUCUCAGUAUCACUGUUCUGUAGUACAGCUACUGGCUUCAGUAUGUGGGCCAUAGACUUAUAAAUGCCGCUUGAUGUAUGUGUUUUAUAAUAUUGUGAGAAUAAAUUUGCU